Molecule: messenger RNA, 3848 nt
Organism: Durusdinium trenchii
Lineage: Eukaryota; Dinophyceae; Suessiales; Symbiodiniaceae
Source: the annotation of a GenBank genome assembly
GAAAGCACAAAAGCAGCAACAAAGAGGUGCGUUCAAUGGCGCUGCAUGGCCAUGGGAGCUCUAGAAGGUCAGCUGGAGUUUGUCGAUGCCUUGAAGCCAGACAUCACCAGUUACCUUGCUACAGAAACAACCGGCAAUCUCACUACAUCUAGCGAGCUUGGACAUCUGAACCUAGCCAGUUGGCUAACGCCGAAGCGUUUGCUUUGCUAUUUCCGACCCUUUGAAGAGCACAAACCCCACGAGACUGUGGACGAAGCACGAUCCAUUUUUGGAGCGCCACCUUCACCAGGUUCUUUGCACUGGCCAGCACGACCCAACUCCCAUCAUCUGGAUGCCUUAGGUCGGGCAGAGCCUCCUUGUGAGGCAACACCAACUGCAAAUGGAAGCGAUUCCGGCAGUGAAAGUGCAAGAAGCACUGACACCACCUCACGAAGCCGACGUCGGGAAGUGGCCAAAUGUCAAAAGGCAGUUGGCCCUGGCUCGCCAGGCAUGGAGGAGCUCUUGGAAUUCACGAGCUGUUUCGAAUCUGGCAAUCUACGAUGUGCACUCUACGAUAAAGAGUCCGACGAAUACCUUCUAUUUUUGGACCACGAUCUUCACAGUCGUGGACACACUCAGUGGUUUUACUUCGCAGUGCGCAAUGCGAAAGCUGGUCGGGUUUAUCGACUUCGAAUCGUGAACAUGUCAAAACCCAAAGCCCUGUUUCGCGUGGGGAUGAGACCAGUGGCAUGGUCGGAGCUGGAUGCAAAGAGGAGGUUGUUUGCGAGCAAGAAGUGCUUCGAGGACUCUGUUUGGGAUGGUGCUGCUGGGCUCUGGAAGCCAGUCGGAGAGGACGUGCGAUACUACAGGACUGGAAGCGACAGCAAUAUUUCCACCCUGUCCUUCGAUUACGUCUUUGAGCGAGGGCAUGAUUGCGUUUUCUUCGCAUACUAUGUACCGUACACUUACUCGAUGCUGCGGUGGACAUUGAAUCAUUUGGUCAGAGAUCCUGCCACUAGAUCUUUUUGCCAAUUGAAACGCUUAGCAGCGACAGUGGGCCAGGCCCGCUGCGACAUGCUGACAAUUACGAACAGCUGCAUUGACAGAAAGACGAAGAAGGUGGUCAUUGUCAGUGCUCGGGUUCAUCCUGGCGAGAGCAAUGCCAGUUGGCUGGUGCAUGGACUGAUCGGUUUUCUUUUGUCCUCCACGGCAGAAGCACAGGUACUGCGGGACAACUUUGUGUGGAUUUGCGUCCCAAUGCUAAACCCAGAUGGGGUCAUUUGUGGCAACUAUCGAUGUGGCCUUUGUGGCACAGACCUCAACCGGCAGUGGAAACAGCCGCACGAAGUCCUUCAUUCUUCAGUUCACAAGCUGAAGAAGCUGGUCUCCAAGAGCAAGUCGAAGCUGUCAAUGUACCUGGACUUGCACGGCCAUUCCCGGAAAUGUGGCAUUUUUGCAUAUGCCUGUGGUCAAUUUGCGGAGGACGACCACCGCCGCUUCACUGUUCGGAUAUACCCGAAACUUUUGUCAGUGCUAAUUCCAGAGUUCAACUUUUUCCAUUGCCGGUGGAGCGUUGGCAAAGGAAAGCGAGGUACUGGCCGAGUGGUGACGGCAAAGGACCUUGGGAUCACCAAUGCCUACACCAUAGAGGUCUCUAUGUGGGGCGCAGUAGAUGUUGGACCAGUUGCAUCAAAGGCGAGCAGUGAUGCAGAGAUGGAAGAGGAGGUGACGACCGUGAUACCUUUUUCUCCGAGCAAGCUGCAAGUCAUGGGCGCCAACUUGGCACGUGCUUUGAUCGUCCAGCACAGCCUUGGUCCCAUGGUUCAAGCGCGUUUACGCAAUUCUCGCGCCUGGGAUGGUGGUAAAGGAGGGCCUUGGCCUGCACUGAUGUCCGAGAAGGAGUUAUUCUUUGGUGUGCAGAAGGAACCCAUCCAAAUGUGUCAAACGUUCCUGACAAAGCAGGAAAACUUGGAGACCAUCGAAGUGUGCACUCUGCCGCUUCAGAAGGAGCUGAUAGCCGAGGAGUCAGCUGCGCUUCGGGCCUCCAGCGCAUCACCAUGCAAUUCUGAUUCGACCUCCAGUGGGAGUGAUGUGGGCUCUGACAAUGAAAAAACAAAGGAUUUGCCGUUUGAAGAAGACACAUCGGAGACUCUCAAGGAUUCCCUCAGACCAAAUUUUCAGAGUGAGGGUUCUCUCAAGUUCCUCAACAUCAACGUGUCGGACCUUGUCGAUGAGCUUGAUGUUCCCGAUGGUGAUGAGUCUGACACAGGAGGAAGCGACAGUGAUCCCUCAGAUGACAAUUUAGAGCUUUCAGAGCUAAGACAAGUGGAGGAAAAGCUUCUGAGCAGGAAGCCAAAUCAUCGGAGUUUGUCCAAGCGGAAAGCUUCACGGAGGACAAAGAGGUUGAACAAAGUGCCAAGCAAGAAGGAUGUGCAAAGCUCUACGCAUGCUGCCCAUUUUCCAACUUCGCAUGCCCCCUGCAAUGUGCCCGUCACAGCUCCUGCGGCCCCGUCGGCCCAUUCAGCUGGCGCACGUCAAAGGGCGAAGAGCUUCGGACGGAAAGAGAAUGAAGAAAUGAAGGAGAAGGUCGAUAAAUCUGAGCGGGUGUCACUUCAGGAUUCUCGAGAAGUGCCCCGUCCGCUUGAAAAGGUUGUGGCUUUCGGAGGAACAACCUACUUGGCCGGCCGCCGCGGUGGGAGCUGCAUGCCUCGCCUUCAAGAAAAGGAAACCCGAAGUGAUCCUUUGGAAUCGGCAGUUUCCUCGAAGGACCGGCUGGAUCGCCUGCAUCGACGCAGCAUGGGAACAAUGGGAACAACGUCCAAUCUCACAAAUCCCCGGGUUCAACUGGCUGCCGCAUGUGUACUGCAGGGCAGACUGGAGACCCAGGAUUCUCUGAAGAGCGAAAGCUCCUUACAACUUCCAUCCCCCCGAGGAGAUGUGAAUGGUAGCGUGAACAAUGUGUGCACUGUGAAUCCCCGUGGGCUACGUUUUGAAGGCGAGAGUGAGCGACCCUUUUUACGGAAGUCUCGGCCGAAGACAGCCACAGCACGGAGAGAUGGACGCGACCCACGAGAUGCACCACGCUCUGAAAGUGAACAUGUAAGGCGUUGCAGCGACAGGCCGCAGUGGGAUGGACCACGAGUGCAGGUGGACAAGGAUGCACCUCCGGAUGAAAUGGCACUGUCCCCGUCGACUGUGAGAUCAAGCGGCACACGGACAUUUGCCUCCAGGCCACCUGCGAUUGGCGACAAGAUCGCCAUGGCAGCCUUGCGAUCUUGGGCAGUCACGGCCACCGCUUUGGCCAAGGCAAAUUUAGAACAAGAUCGUGAGAGCUCACGCCAAUAAAAGCGGGACAGCAAAUGAACAGCAAGCUUCAAUAGGUAGGCUUCAGGCUGAAAUGCUACUGCGGCUUGCAGCUAACGAAAGGGGGUGCAUCUUGACUCAAGUGUGGCAUUCCUUUGCUUCCUUGCAGUGCUGCUUCAUUAUGGAAUUUUGAUAUAUAUAUAUAUAUAUGUUGAUAGUGUAUUUGUGCAAGUUUGUUCAAUAGCUUGGCUUUGUUGUGUGUCAUUUGACCUUGAAUUCCUUGACCAUUUUCAUUGAUAUCCGCCUGAUGCAUCGGUGCUUGAGGCAGAUGGCAUGUUGUGAUUCUCACUUAGCCAGUACUUCACCUCCUUCAAUCUAGGUUCGAGCUAGGCCAAGCUUGCUCGAAAGCAAAAGCAUAAUGGCAUAGAUGCCUCAAAAAGGAUCAACGCUUGCCAAACUUGCCGCAAUGUGCUUGAGUCAAACAGACAUGAGAUGACAAGCCAUGGCUCUUUCUUUUGUUCAGCUUCUGGCUCAGUUCCAGGCGCAUUCAAACAGCUUUGACCUGC